UGGUGUUUGUGAUGCUGGGCUUGGUGCUGUCUACCCUCUGCCUGUCAGGCUGUGUGGGGGCUCUGAGAGAGAACUGCUGCCUGCUCCAGGUCUUCUCAGCCACCGUGCUGGUCCUGGUAGCAGCCCAGGUCCUAGCGGCCAUCGUGGCCUACAGCCUGCAGGGACAGAUAGAGGGAUACCUGAGGUCAGGUAUGCUGGCUGCCAUGGUACGUUACCAGGAUGACCUGGACCUGAGGUUCAUCACAGAUGAGAUCCAGAUAGGACUGCAGUGCUGCGGGGCCGACAGCUACAGAGACUGGGAGGUCAACAUGUACUAUAACUGCUCUGCCCCGGGGGUGCUGUCCUGUGGGGUCCCUGCUACCUGCUGUGUGGACCCCCUGGAGAACGGCACGGUGUGGAACUCCCAGUGUGGAGUAGGAUCCCAGCAGCUGGAUGAAUUCUCUGCCCAGAGCGUCAUCUUCCUGGGGGGCUGUCUGGGGGGCAUGUCCCGCUGGAUAGAGCAGCACACAGGCCUGAUAGGAGCCGCGGGUAUCGUCCUACUGGGGGUUCAGAUCAUCACUCUGUUCAUCACCACACAACUGAUGGAUAACAUCCAGUGCAGUAAAGCUACAAGAUAAUAACAUAUAGUGGAGUAAAGCUACAAUAUAACAUCUUGUGGAGUAAAGCUACAAUUUAACAUCUGGUUGAGUAUAGCUACAAUAUAAUAACAACUAGUGGAUUAAAGCUACAAUAUAACAUCUGGUGGAGUAAAGCUACAAUAUAAUAACAUCUAGUGGAGUAAAGCUACAAGAUAACAUCUAGUGGAGUAAAGCUACAAGGUAACAUCUAGUGGAAUAAAGCUACAAUAUAACAUCUAGUAGAGUAAAGCUACAAGAUAACAUCUAGUGGAGUAAAGCUACAAUAUAAUAGUAUCUACUGGAGUAAAGCUACAAUAUAACAUCUAGUGGAGUAAAGGUACAAGAUAACAUCUAGUGGAGUAAAGCUACAAUUUAACAUCUGGUGGAGUAAAGCUACAAUUUAACAUUUUGUUCAGUAAAGCUACAAUAUAAUAACAACUAGUGGAGUAAAGCUACAAUAUAAUAACAUCUAGUGGAGUAAAGAUACAAGAUAAUAACAUAAAGUGGAGUAAAGCUACAAGAUAAUAACAUAUAGUGGAGUAAAGCUACAAGAUAACAUCUAGCGGAGUAAAGCUACAAUAUAAUAGGAUCUACUGGAGUAAAGCUACAAUAUAACAUCUAGUGGAAUAAAUCUACAAGAUAACAUCUAUUGAAGUGAAGCUACAAUAUAACAAAAUCUAGUGGAGUAAAGCUACAAUUUAACAUCUGGUGGAGUAAAGCUACAAUAUAAUAACAUCUAGUGCAGUAAAGCUACAAUAUAACAAAAUCUAGUGCAGUAAAGCUACAAUAUAACAAAAUCUAGUGGAGUAAAGCUACAAGACAACAUCUAGUGGAGUAAAGCCACAAUGUAAUAGUAUAUACUGGAGUAAAGCUACAAUAAAACAUCUAGUGGAGUAAAGCUACAAGAUAACAUCUAGUGGAGUAAAGCUACACGAUAACAUCUAGUGGAGUACAGCUACAAGAUAACAUCUAUUGGAGUAAAGCUACAAGAUAACAUUUAGUGGAGUAAAGCUACAAGACAACAUUUAGUGGAGUAAAGCUACAAUAUAAUAGUAUCUACUGGAGUAAAGCUACAAGAUAACAUCUAGUGGAGUAAAGCUACAAGAUAACAUCUAGUGGAGUAAAGCUCCAAUUUAACAUCUGGUGGAGUAAAGCUACAAUAUAAUAACAUCUAGUGGAGUAAAGCUACAAGAUAAUAACAUAUAGUGGAGUAAAGCUACUAGAUAACAUCUAGUGGAGUAAAGCUACAAGAUAACAUCUAGUGGAGUAAAGCUACAAUAUAACAUCUCGUGGAGUAAAUCUACAAGAUAACAUCUAGUGAAGCAUAGCUACAAGAUAAUAACAUAUAGUGGAGUAAAGCUACAAGACAACAUCUAGUGGAGUAAAGCUACAAGAUAACAUAUAGUGGAGUAAAGAUGCAAGAUAACAUCUAGUGGAGUAAAGCUACAAGAUAACAUCUAGUGAAGUAAAGCAACAAGAUAACAUCUAGUGGAGUAAAGCUACAAGAUAACAUCUAGUGAAGUAAAGCUACAAUAUAAUAACAUCUAGUGGAUUAAAACUACAAGAUAACAUCUAGUGAAGUAAAGCUACAAUAUAAUAACAUCUAAUGAAGUAAAGCUACAAGAUAACAUCUAGUGGAGUAAAGUUACAAGAUAACAUCUAGUGGAGUAAAGCUAUAAUUUAACAUCUGGUGGAGUAAAGCUACAAUUUAACAUUUGGUUGAGUAAAGCUACAAUAUAAUAACAUCUAGUGGAGUAAAGCUACAAUAUAAUAAUAUCUAGUGGAGUAAAGCUACACAAUAACAUCUAGUGGAGUAAAGCUACAAUAUAACAUCUCGUUGAGUAAAGCUACAAGAUAACAUCUAGUGGAGUAAAGUUACAAGAUAACAUCUAGUGGAGUAAAGCUAUAAUUUAACAUCUGGUGGAGUAAAGCUACAAUUUAACAUUUGGUUGAGUAAAGCUACAAUAUAAUAACAACUAGUGGAGUAAAGCUACAAUUUAACAUCUGGUGGAGUAGAGCUACAAUAUAAUAACAUCUAGUGGAGUAAAGCUACAAGAUAAUAACAUAUAGUGGAGUAAAGCUACAAGAUAACAUCUAGUGGAGUAAAGAUACAAGAUAACAUCUAGUGGAGUAAAGUUACAAUAUAAUAAUAUCUACUGGAGUAAAGCUACAAUAUAACAUCUAGUGGAGUAAAUCUACAAGAUUACAUCUAGUGAAGUAAAGCUACAAUAUAAUAACUUCUAGUGGAUUAAAACUACAAGAUAACAUCUAGUGAAGUAAAGCUACAAUAUAAUAACAUCUAAUGAAGUAAAGCUACAAUAUAACAUCUAGUGAAGUAAAGCUACAAUAUAAUAAUAUCUAGUGAAGUAAAGCUGCAAUAUAAUAAUAUCUAGUGGAGUAAAGCUACACAAUAACAUCUAGUGGAGUAAAGCUACAAUUUAACAUCUAGUGGAGUAAAACUACAAUAUAACAUCUAGUGGAGUAAAGAUACAACGUAAUAUGUAGUGGAGUAAAGCAACAAGAUAACAUCUAGUGGAGUAAAGCUACAAGAUAACAUUUAGUGAAGUAAAGCAACAAGAUGACAUCUAGUGGAGUAAAGCUACAAGAUAACAUUUAGUGAAGUAAAGCAACAAGAUAACACAUAGUGGAGUAAAGCUACAAGAAAACCUUUAGUGAAGUAAAGCUACAAGAUAAUAACAUAUAGUGGAGUAAAGCUACCAGAUAACAUCCAUAAUGCUAGCUGGACUCUUGUUAUCACUAUGUACUGAUGGACAAAAACUGUAACCAUGGAAAUGUAUUAUGACUAUUACACAGUAAAUGUCCUGGCUAGUGUGUUAGUGAAACACUACAAUGUAUUCGCUAGUGUGUUAGUGAAACACUACAAUGUACUGGAUAGUGUGUUAGUGAAACACUACAAUGUACUGGCUAGUGUGUUAGUGGAACACUACAAUGUACUGGAUAGUGUGUUAGUGGAACACUACAAUGUACUGGCUAGUGUGUUAGUGGAACACUACAAUGUAUUGGCUACUGUGUUAGUCAAACAAGACAAUAUAGUUGGCAAAGAGACGAAUGUGAAGUACAGUAUAGAGACCAAACAUGUCUACCAUGAUAUCAGAGAUGGAACGUGUCCACUUUGGAUUCAGGAGACCACAACAAUACAAACCAAAGUCAGGCAGCCUCCAAAAUAUAUUGUUGUUGUUUGACUCUGAUCAGUCCAAAUUCUGCUGUGAUUGAUCCAGUUGCUACUGGAUCACAGACUCCCUCUGUAAAUCCCUCUGUAAUUGUAGCUGACGACAGACAGAGAGGAUUGUGGGUGUUGUAAUAGUGCAACAGAGCAGUGUUCAGUUAGAAUUCAGUUAGGAAUUCAACAUGAAAUUCAAUCGGGGACUACGUUGGAAACAAGUUGAAUCUAUUUAACGUGUGAGUCCCUUCUUGUAUUGUUGUAAAAGACAGGAAGCUGUAGUAGUCUAGAAUGUGUCUGCCAACAGAGAGAUCUUACCAGUACCAAGACCAUCCAUCCCUGGAAUAUCAUCUCCAAACCUGAGGAAAACAAUCAACAUCACUUUGUUAUUAUGGAACAUUAUUUCAAUGACCAUAUCAUCAACUGUAAACUAUCUAAAUGGUGUCACUGUUGAGGUUGUAUGGCGGAACAUGAAUUGUAUCACACUGUAUGUUCUAAUCAUUAUUCAAAUAAUAAUUUAUUCACCAGUGGUGGCUAGUGGGCAAAGAUAUCAGAGGAUCAGCUCUUUGUAGUGCAUUACAUUUCAGCCAUUAGAAUAAGCCUGUACUCCUAUAUCUUCACCCACCAGCCUCCCAUGUUCUCUACCCACAAAAGCAUUGAGUACCACUGAAUUACCUUAUCAAAUUAAUAGUGCUGGAGUCAGGUGUAGUGGUAACACUGCUGACUAGAAUAGUGCUGGAGUCAGGUCUAGUGGUAACACUGCUGACUAGAAUAGUACUGGAGUCAGGUGUAGUGGUAACACUGCUGACUAGAAUAGUGCUGGAGUCAGGUCUAGUGGUAACACUGCUGACUAGAAUAGUGGUGGACUCAGGUCUAGUGGUAACACUGCUGACUAGAAUAGUGGUGGAGUCAGGUCUAGUGGUAACACUGCUGACUAGAAUAGUGGUGGAGUCAGGUCUAGUAGUAACACUGCUGACUAGAAUAGUGGUGGAGUCAGGUCUAGUGGUAACACUGCUGACUAGAAUAGUGCUGGAGUCAGGUCUAGUGGUAACACUGCUGACUAGAAUAGUGCUGGAGUCAGGUCUAGUGGUAACACUGCUGACUAGAAUAGUGCUGGAGUCAGGUCUAGUAGUAACACUGCUGACUAGAAUAGUGCUGGAGUCAGGUGUAGUGGUAACACUGCUGACUAGAAUAGUGCUGGAGUCAGGUCUACUGGUAACACUGCUGACUAGAAUAGUGCUGGAGUCAGGUCUACUGGUAACACUGCUGACUAGAAUAGUGCUGGAGUCAGGUCUAGUGGUAACACUGCUGACUAGAAUAGUGGUGGAGUCAGAUGUAGUGGAAACACUGCUGACUAGAAUAGUGCUGGAGUCAGGUCUAGUGGUAACACUGCUGACUAGAAUAGUGGUGGAGUCAGGUCAAGUGGUAACACUGCUGACUAGAAUAGUGCUGGAGUCAGGUCUAGUGGUAACACUGCUGACUCCAGAACACACACAGACCCACUGGAGAUGGGUUUACUAAUCCUGCCUCAGCCCUUACUCUCUGUCUCCCUCUCUACCUUAUCACUGUCACAAUAAAAUAUAA
Molecule: messenger RNA, 5382 nt
Organism: Salmo salar (Atlantic salmon)
Lineage: Eukaryota; Metazoa; Chordata; Actinopteri; Salmoniformes; Salmonidae
Product: tetraspanin-10
Cellular component (GO): plasma membrane
Source: RefSeq, a predicted model, not a curated record